UGAAACUUUCGAAAAUGUUAGAUAUAAUCAUUUCAAAAUAGGUGAUGAAACUAAGCAAUAUGAGAUGGAAUCAUUGGGAGAAUUUCGAGGCAUGAUCGACAAUCAAAUGGAGAAAGGCAUAGGACAAAAAUUCACGACUUACGAUCGUGACAAUGAUUUGGUUAAGGGUGUGAAUUGUGCGGCAAAAUAUUAUGGAGCCUGGUGGUACAAAGGCUGUUAUGGCCCAAAUCUAAACGGACGAUAUUAUACAAGUGCAAUCAGAAAAUCGAAUAGUAUGAGCUGGAAUGGUUAUAUGUCUCUGAAAUCAGUACAAAUGCUCAUUCGACCAAAAAACUCUUCAAAUCAAUGAUAAAUCACUAAAAAUAUAUUUUUCAAUGUUUCCUAUUUUAUAUUAAUAUUUGAAAUACAAUUUUAUUUCGCGCAUUUUAUAUGA
Molecule: messenger RNA, 433 nt
Organism: Drosophila willistoni
Lineage: Eukaryota; Metazoa; Arthropoda; Insecta; Diptera; Drosophilidae
Product: fibrinogen C domain-containing protein 1-like
Exons: 2
Coding region: 65-349 (94 amino acids)
Source: RefSeq, a predicted model, not a curated record